UGCUGACAGCAAGGGUCUUCCCCUAACCUAGACUCUGUUUCUCUUUACCUCCAUCUUGCCCGCUCGCUCCCCAAAUAGACGUUGUUAGAGCAGCAGCCCCUCCCCAGAGCAAUGGUACUCCGUGUGGAGCUGGUCCUGGUUCUCCGCACCCUGAUAACCUUCCUGAGUCCCCAGGGAGUACGGGCCAUCAAGGCUGACCACAUGGGCUCCUACGGGCCGGCCUUCUACCAGUCUUACGAUGCUUCUGGACAGUUCACACACGAAUUCGAUGGGGAACAAAUUUUCUCUGUGGACCUGAAGAGCAGGGAGGUCGUGUGGCGUCUGCCUGAGUUUGGGGACUUCCUAUACUCGAACUUUCAGAGUGGGCUGAACAGCAUUGCCAUGAUCGGAGCUCAUCUGGACGUCUUGGUGGAACGCUCCAACCGAACCAGAGCCAUCAGUGUGCCUCCCAGGGUGACCGUCCUCCCCAAGUCUCGCGUGGAGCUGGGAAAGCCCAAUGUCCUCAUCUGCAUGGUGGAAGAUAUCUUUCCCCCUGUGAUCAGCAUCACCUGGCUGCGCAACAACCAGCCCGUCACCAAGGGAGUGACCCAGACCAGCUUCUACUCCCAGCCUAACCACAGGUUCCGGAAGUUCCACUACCUGACCUUCGUGCCCUCAGCCGAGGACGUGUACGACUGCAGGGUAGAGCACUGGGGCCUGGACGCACCGCUCCUGCGGCACUGGGAGCCCCAGGUGCUUACCCCACCACCAGACACCACAGAGACGCUGGUCUGUGGCCUGGGCCUGGCCGUCGGCUUUGUGGGCUUCCUUCUGGGCACGGUUCUCAUCAUCACAGGUAACCACUCCUAUAAGAGAACCCCGUGAGAGAUGCCCUGUGGAUUCCCCGCAAGCUUCUGGAAGCUUCUGCAUGCUCAGCUCUAGCCUACUACAUUGCUGACCUCCAGUGGCAUCGACCUCUGUUCUACAGGUCCCUCAUUUUCUGGCCCCCAAACUCCAGGUAGAACUUGGGGGGCACAGUCUGUGACCCUCCUACCCAGUGCACCCACAGCUCUGAUUCAUCCAAACCUCUGGCAGCCGCACUAAAUUCUCUUAUGGUGUUUGCCCUUUGU
Peromyscus maniculatus bairdii (prairie deer mouse) is the source of this 1109-nucleotide messenger RNA. Its product is annotated as HLA class II histocompatibility antigen, DO alpha chain. Gene Ontology annotation, biological process: antigen processing and presentation; immune response. The record is from RefSeq and is a predicted model, not a curated record. Gene Ontology annotation, cellular component: MHC class II protein complex; membrane. NCBI's taxonomy places the organism in Eukaryota, Metazoa, Chordata, Mammalia, Rodentia, Cricetidae.